Micropterus dolomieu (smallmouth bass) is the source of this 2113-nucleotide messenger RNA. RefSeq lists its product as uncharacterized. Gene Ontology annotation, molecular function: SNARE binding; SNAP receptor activity. The coding region runs from base 1 to 858 and encodes 285 amino acids. The transcript is spliced from 11 exons. Gene Ontology annotation, cellular component: synaptic vesicle; SNARE complex; endomembrane system. The record is from RefSeq and is a predicted model, not a curated record. Gene Ontology annotation, biological process: synaptic vesicle fusion to presynaptic active zone membrane; intracellular protein transport; exocytic insertion of neurotransmitter receptor to postsynaptic membrane. NCBI's taxonomy places the organism in Eukaryota, Metazoa, Chordata, Actinopteri, Centrarchiformes, Centrarchidae.
AUGAAGGACCGACUGGCGCAGCUGAAGGAGAAGAGUGAUGCCGGAGGCGACGACAUUGAGGUUCCCGUGGACAACGAUGCUUUUAUGGAUGAUUUCUUUGCUCAGAUUGAAGAUAUCCGGACCAACAUUGACAAGAUUGAUGAGAGCGUCACAGAGAUAAAGAAACUGUACUCGAUCAUCUUGUCGGCCCCCACACCUGACCAGAAAACACAAGAUGACGUUGAAGCCCUCACCAAUGAGAUCAAGAAGUCAGCCAACAACGCAAGAAACAAACUUAAGGGUAUUGAGCGCCAGCUUGAGUCAAACACAGAUGAGAGGGCCUCAGCUGACCUCAGGAUACGCAAAUCGCAGCAUGCUAUCCUGGCCAAGAAGUUUGUUGAGGUGAUGACAAAAUACAACGAGGCUCAAGUUGACUUCAGAGAUAAGAGCAAAGGACGAAUUGCCCGACAGCUGGAGAUCACGGGGAAAACAACAACUGAUGAGGAACUGGAAGAGAUGCUGGAGGGAGGUAACUCAGCUGUCUUCACUGCUGGGAUCAUGGACUCUAAGAUCAACCAGCAGGCCCUGAAUGAGAUUGAGGCUCGACACAAGGACAUCAUGAGGCUGGAAAGCAGCAUCAAAGAGCUCCAUGACAUGUUUGUCGAUAUCGCUAUGCUGGUUGAGAACCAGGGUGGCAUGAUUGACAGAAUUGAGAGCAACAUGGACCAGUCAGUGGGCUUCGUAGAGAGGGCGGUAGCCGACACCAAAAAGGCAGCCAAAUAUCAGCAGGAGGCGCGCAGGAAACAAAUGAUGAUCUUCUGCUGCUGUGUGAUUUUGGUCUUGAUCCUUGGUUCAUUUCUCUACAGCUUCAUUAAAUAGAAAACCUGAAUGAGGCCUCCCACCAGCUGAGUCCACACAGGGUGAUCGGCAUUUAAAUGCAGCUCCAAUGCAUAGUCUGGAUAGUUAAAGUUAUAUCCAAAUGGAGAUUUGAAGAAUAUCUACCCUCCUGUUCUGAAAGGUCUGCUGCACACAGAUUUCCACCAGCAUUCAUGGACAGCUGUGGAAGUCAUGGAGAACCACAUGAUAUUAGGGUUAAACAGAGGAAGAUUUAAACCAAAUAUUAGAAUAUUAGAGACACUUUCAAUACAGUCCAAUACAAAGGCUCACCAAAAUAUUUACAAUUCAUAGUCUAGGAGCCAGAAAUAACCACAGCAAAUAUGGUGUCAAUCUGGCAGCUAGCCUGUCCACUUUUUACAUAUGAAAAAAAAAUGUGUUCAUUGGUAGACCAUGUGUAGCUUACUGAAAGGAAAGAUUCUUUACAUAGCUGUCAGACCUGAAUAAUUUCUUAAGGGAGCUUCAAGAGUUGUACUGCCCCAUAAACUGCUGCCUCAGAUGAUUCAAAUAACUGAAAGACACUGGUGAGUUGUCAGGAUCUGCCUUUACAAAUACAUUGAAACUGUAAAGAACCAAUGCGAUGGGAAUGUUGUCAUAGCCAAGAAACAACUGAAAAUGAUUUAUAAAUGAAUAAGAAUACAUAGCAUAGCAGUGGCUGUAAACAUUUGAUUGAAGUAAAAGUGAAAGGGGCUCAGGCAGAUCAUCCUGUAGUGUGACUGCAUGAAUACCACACUGCCCAUCAUCAUGAUGCAUAGCUGUGCAGUCAGUAUCCUAAGUAUCGACUCAGCAGUUGUUAUUCUUUGUACAACUAUCUGUGUUUUUGUACAAUUUGUGUUUGGAUGUGGAAACCAUACUACUGUGCCGAUACUUACGCUAUCGACUGCAAUUGGCUCUUCCUGCUAGGACUCCAUAGUGGGUCUUUAUGCAAACUUUCAUAUUUCAAUUUAAUGAAGGAAGAAAAUGACUUUCCUUAAAGAAAUCACAUCUACAAAUUUUUGAUGUUGAACUGAUUAAAAGAUGACUGAUAGUAAAUGAUGUAUGACCUAAGAAUAGAAGUCAGUUCUGAAGGUGUUAGAAUAGAAAAGGAAAUAAACAGCCCUCCUUUAUUUAAUUACUGACACUGCCUUGGGGGUCUUUUACUGCUUUGGGUCUUUGUUGUUUGUGUAUUUAUUUCAAAGAUGGCUUUCAUUUUUCAUAUGUAUAUGUUUUCCCCCUUCUUUUUUAAAGGACUACAGUUGUA